AUGGAUAGACAUGGAAUAGACAUGAUUUAUAAGACUGAUUCUUCAAGAUUGAUGACAAUGAGAAAUAACACUGAAACCUUAAGCAAUAUAUUAUGGUUAAUAUUAGUCAUCAACAAUGCGGGAUUUGAGAGUCGGCCAGGAUUAGGGUUAUAAUUAAUUGAAUAGCAAAUCCCAGAGAGUUGUGCUGAUGAAGACAAUGAGUUGUAUGCUUCAGAAAAUUCAUCGGUUUCAAAUCAAAGUGGACAUCCAAGUAGAAGGGAAUCAAAACUCGAGUCCAUUAGUAAAGUGAUGAAGGAAACCCAAAAGAUUUAAUCGGAUGAUCUUCAUUAACCCAUUGGAGGCUGGGAUAACAAAAUAUGGUAAAAAGGAGCAUUAAGAAUUAUGACUUACGUUAUUAGAUUUGUGAUGGCAUUAUUAAUCAACUCUGAGAAGUUCAAAUUUACCUUCAUGAAAAAAAGGUAAUUCUAUGCCAUAAAUGAUUAAUCAGCCGUAUUUGAUUAUUAUGAAGAGCGAUUUUUAAUACGAGGCAAAAAGAAGCUCAGCUAUUCAUAAAUGCUUAAAUUAAGGAUUCAAAAUAAUUGCUUAUAUUAGUCUUGCCAUAUAUUUUUGUAAUAUUUUGUUUACAAGAUCAUCUUUAUUAUAGUACCAACUAGCACACCUAAGCUAAUAUGGGAUGUGUUCCUAUUGAUAAUUUUAUCAAUUCAAAUGGUCUUUGUGCCAUUAAAGAUUUGUUUUUAAAUGGACGUUUCAUAAGAGUUGUUGCAGUUUUUUUUAUUCACACUGCCACUCUAUGUCUACUUGAUAGAAAUCUUAUUGAAUUUUUUGACAGGAUUUUAUGAACAUGGAGUAUUGGUAAUAGAUUAGAAACAAAUUGCUUUGCAUUAUUUAAAGUCUACAUUUUGCUAUGAUUUAUUGAGUGUGAUGCCUUAGUUUAUAAGUGUUAUAAGCAAUGAAUCUCAAAUUUUUGAGAUCCUAUUAUUAAUACGCUUGAAAAGAUUGAUAUUGUUGGCAGACACUCUAGAAGAGACUUUAAAUUUAAGAUAAAAUUAUUAAACAUUUAUAGAUGUGGUUCGUUUGUUGAUACAGUUUCUGUUUUUGUCUCACCUAUUUGGUUGUGUUUGGCAUUACAUAGGAGUCUUAGAAGAAGAAUUUGGAUAUGAUCAGAAUUGGAUCAAGUAGAAAAACAUAGACGGAGAGUCCUGGUUCGUGAGAUAUGUUUUCUCGAUAUACUGGAGUUCGAUUACCACAUUAACCAUUGGAUAUGGAGAUGUCAUACCAGUUAGUUCUGUUGAAAGAAUGUUUGUCGUAAUAGUGGCUGUAGUAAGCAGUGUGGUGUUUGCAUAUACGAUUUCUAGUAUUGGAAAUAUUUUUAGUUAAUUAAAUGAAAAUAAGAAGAAUUAAAGGCAUAAAAUGUUUCUAAUAAAGAAAUUUAUAGAUGAAAGAAAUGUAAAUAAAGUAUUGGCUAACAAGGUCAAAAAGUUUUUUGAAUAUUUUAUUUAGAUUGAUCACACUUCAGAUAAUGAAUGUGUUAAAUUGAUUGAGAAAUUGGAUCCUACUUUGAAAACAGAAUUGAAGAUAGACAUCUAUAGAAAAUUUAUAUAAAAUUCUAAAUUAAUAUCAACUACUUUCUCUGAUUUAAUGUUGAAGGAAAUUUGUUAAUUGGUCAAAGAAAAAUAAUAUAUGCCAGAUGAAUUUAUCGUAAUUUCAGACUAAGAAAUUAAUGAGUUGUAUUUUGUGUUGGAAGGAGAAAUUUCCCUCAUUGUGGAAUUAAAUAAAUAAAAGAACAAAUUCUCAUAAUUGUCUCUAAUAAAAAAAAAUGAGGUUUUGGGAGAAAAGUAUUUUCUUACUAAUGCUAAAUUACCAUUUUCAGCCAAAGCCCAGAGUUUUGUUAGAGUUGCUGUCUUGGAUAAAUAAUAGUUUCACCUCUUACUUCAAAAAUAUCCAGAAGAAUUCGAAAAAUACAAAUAGGCACUCAACAAAGUGUAAUUGCAAGAAAGAAUUAAAUUGUCAGGUUGCGAACUCUGCUAUCAAAACCAUAAAGUCUUAGAGUGUCCUUUUGUCUUUUAUUAACCAAACAUUCGGUUUGUAGUUAAACGAUAGUACGCUUAGGAAUAAGCAAGGCAAUUGCAUGAACGUAGAUAAGCUAAAUCUCAUAAUUCUAAAAGUGAUCGAUUAGGCAUAUAAUAUCGUUUAGUGACAUAUGCUUUAGAGAAUAAUUUAAUUUAAGAAGAAUCUAUCAAUGAUUCCAUAAUUAAGAAAAUGGACUUGUAAUGCUUAGAACAUCAAAAAUACUUAUUCAGAACAUGUACUGAUUCUUCUAUUAAUACUCUUAUCAAAAAUAACCUUAACCCUACCUUUUAGAGUGGAGGCAAGGAAAGUCCACAUGAAAGUCAAGAUCAAAUAAUGAGAUAAAAUUCAAAUAACACUCAUAAUCCUAGACCCAGCUUCACAGGAAUAGGAAGUACAAAAUAAAUGUCUACUUUGAAAUUUAUUAAGAUGGGUAGCAAAAAGCUAGAUAAGUAAGAAUCUUGUUAAAAAAUUGAAUUGAAAGUGCCUGACAAGGUAGUCUUGUAAGAUAUUUGUGAACAUUCUUCAGAUUCCGAUUAGCAAUCACCUGAUAAGACAAAGUUAACCAAAUAAAAUAGUUUCACUUUUUGUGCUUCAUCUGACUUUAAGACUCAAUUAAAGAUAGAGUAUUAUUAAAAACUAAUCAUUAAUGAAUUGGAUGGAUUGGAUAAAUAUUAAGAAUAUUAGUUUUAUUAUCCUUAAUACAAUGUUGAAAGAGUGAUUGAGACGAUUAAUGAGAAGUAUAAGUUAAAAAGACUCAAGCAAUCUAAAUCACUGAUCAAAAGACAAAGUAGAUAUCUAUCAUCUUAUCCAACGAUAUCAAUAAGAAGGAAAAGAAGUGGAAUUGUUGGGGAAGAAAUAAUACAUGAGAAUUGA
Molecule: messenger RNA, 2943 nt
Organism: Paramecium tetraurelia
Lineage: Eukaryota; Ciliophora; Oligohymenophorea; Peniculida; Parameciidae
Exons: 5
Biological process (GO): regulation of membrane potential; potassium ion transmembrane transport
Cellular component (GO): membrane
Molecular function (GO): voltage-gated potassium channel activity
Source: RefSeq, a predicted model, not a curated record